Messenger RNA from Strongylocentrotus purpuratus (purple sea urchin), 2717 nucleotides. RefSeq names its product protein EFR3 homolog B. The record is from RefSeq and is a predicted model, not a curated record. The coding region runs from base 92 to 2614 and encodes 840 amino acids. Gene Ontology annotation, cellular component: plasma membrane. Gene Ontology annotation, biological process: protein localization to plasma membrane. The transcript is spliced from 22 exons. NCBI's taxonomy places the organism in Eukaryota, Metazoa, Echinodermata, Echinoidea, Camarodonta, Strongylocentrotidae.
CGUAGAUCUAAUCGAGUAUUGAUUUCUAGUGCUAAAGAAAGGGCGGAUUUCAUGUGAAAAAAGGGCGUUUUCAUUAAAUUUUGCUGUCAAGAUGCCGGGUUGCUGUAACUGCUUUGCGGCAUGCAAGCCCCGCUACAAGAGACUGGUGGACAACAUCUAUCCUGACACAGCUGAGGAGGGUUUAGUGCGUAGUAACAUGGAGAAGCUGACGUUCUAUGCUGUGUCUCAUAACGAGAAGCUUGAUCGCAUUGGAAGCUAUCUAGCACAGAGGUUAGACAGGGAUGUAUACAGACAACGCAUUGGGUAUGUGUUGAUUUCUAUGCAGGCUUUAGACCAGCUCUUGUUGGCUUGUCAUGCACAAACUCUCAAUCUAUUCGUGGAAAGUUUCUUGAAAAUGGUUCACAAACUACUGGAAUCCAACAACAUUGAGCUUCAGGUUUAUGGGACCCAGUCUUUUGUGAAGUUUGCCAACAUUGAGGAGGAUACGCCAUCCUACCAUCGCCGAUAUGAUUUCUUCAUCUCAAAAUUCAGUUCCAUGUGUUAUAAUAACAAUGAGAAUAUGAGUGUACGCAGAAAAAUUCGAAUCGCUGGACUGAAGGGAAUCCAAGGAGUGAUACGGAAGACCGUUAGCGACGAGCUCCAGGUGAAGAUCUGGGAGAAACAACAUAUGGAGAAGAUCGUUCCUUCACUUCUAUUCAACAUGCAGGAAGGCUUUGAAAGGUACAAGGGAGUUGCAUGCCAAGAAACGACUAAAGACCAAAGCCAUGAGUCUCCAGUAUCAGACAAUGUAGAGGAGAGACCCGCUGCCCUCGCUGAGACUUGCCUGAGGAAUGUCAUGUGUAGCGCCGCUUAUAAUAACAUCCAUUCUGUACUCAAACCAGUGCUGAGACAUCUAGACCUUCAUGAGAUCUGGCUUCCGACUGACUUUGCUGUCAAGGUUUUCAAGGUCAUCAUGUAUUCAAUGCAGUCCCAGUAUCUGUAUGUAGCACCUCAUUAUCUUCUCCUUCACUUGGAUGAGAAUAUGAAUAACUCUCCUCGCAUCAAACGUAGCAUCGUUGAGGUUCUCAAACAGACGGUUGCCAUAGCAGCAGACGGAGCAGUCGGGACAUCUGUGCUGGAAGUCUUCAACACCCUCCUACGACAUUUAAGGUCAUCGGUGGAGAAGAGAUUAUCUGGUGGAGGUCAUACCCCCUCACCCAAACCAAACAGACAGGUCACACAAGACGUGGAUGAGAGAGAAGAGGCUCUCUUUGAAGAAGCAAUCAUCGAUACGAUAGGUGCAUUUGCGAGUAUUUUACCAGACUACCAGAAGAUUGAGAUCAUGAUGUUUAUCAUGGGUAAGAUACCACUCCCAAGACCUACCGGUAGUCAAGAACAUCUUGGUAGGGACUCAGCUAUCUACUCCAAGGGCGAGGGAGAUUUAUUAUUGCAGAGCAUUCUACUGAAGAGUUUAUUGGAGGUGGGUAGAAAGUAUGUGACGGUUUCCAUGGCGUCUACCUUCCCAGCAUCCUUCAUGCAGCCGCUGCUUAACAUGUCUGUUGUUCCUGAUCCAGACAUCCGCUACACUGUGCAAGAGAUUCUUCAAACAUUGAUUGAUCGUCAUGACAACACAAACAAACUGAGGAGAAACAUAGCCAUUCCUAGAAACAUCUCUGAGCUGAAUCUGAGAGUAGAGAAACCAUCUAGACAAGAUAUAUCAUUCCUUAGAAAGAAUGGAGCAGACAUCCAGUGGCAUAUCUAUGAGAAUCUACGAUGCAGAGCGAACAAGUGUGAGAACUAUGUCGCUAUCUUCACCACACUGGCGCUGCUCUGUGUGGAGUUUGGAACAGAUGACAUUCUUGUUGACUUAGUCAAGGUUUCCUUAGCAUUACAGGACAUGGUAUGUGAUAAUGAUUGUAAGCUCAGUCCUAUCCAUCGAUGUGCAGUCCAUGCUCUAGUUGCCAGAUACCUAAAUCUUAUCAGUCAACUCACAGCUAUACCAGCGCUUGGACAACAUGUAUGGUCGGUGAUUGAUACGAGACAGAAGACAGCUCCUUACCUUCUACCUCCAUUCAAUGUGGACAAUAAUCAAAGGAAAGUUCCCUCUCAGCCGCUGGCAUCCAGUGUUCUAUUCCAGAAAGAUGCUAUCAGUGAUGGUCUAAGGAGCAGUGGACAUGAUGUCUCUCGUCUAAACACUCCCUUCAUACAUGAACCGUCAGUUGAGUAUCGUCCUCGGAGCGGUGCUGAUGUUGGCUCUGUUCACAUCGAGCUAGAGUCAGCUCAGUCAUCACCAACAGGAAUCCGGAAACACCCCCAGGAGCUUGUAACCUUUGAAUCCCUGAAGAAGGUGUUGACCCCAAUGACGGUCGUAGAUGGAUGUACAGGGGAAGAGGAGAGAGAGAAGAGACUUGCUAUUCUCAGCAUGUUCCAGAACUCCUCUCUUGACCAACUAGCAGCUACUGCAGAACAAAGGAGUGAGAAGUGGUACAAGAAAUUGAACGACAUCCUUGACACAGUGGUGAAGACACCACUGUCUCCAGCGGGUAGUCCAGUCCGAGCUGAUCCCUCCACUCCAGCAGUCUUCCACUCAGUACCAACCUACGAGAUGACAUUCCCAGAGCUGUGUGUUUAUUAAAAUCAGGGACUUGUUCACAAAGGGUGGUAUUCUCGAAAGCGGACUAACAUUAGUCCAUGGUUUAAUCCACCGACUAAGUAUGGAAUGCCAAUCGUCCAUAUGA